Messenger RNA from Emys orbicularis (European pond turtle), 1045 nucleotides. It is a transcript of the gene TYW5, whose product is annotated as tRNA-yW synthesizing protein 5. Gene Ontology annotation, molecular function: tRNA binding; 2-oxoglutarate-dependent dioxygenase activity. The record is from RefSeq and is a predicted model, not a curated record. Bases 1 to 948 code for a protein of 315 amino acids. Gene Ontology annotation, biological process: wybutosine biosynthetic process. NCBI's taxonomy places the organism in Eukaryota, Metazoa, Chordata, Testudines, Emydidae. The transcript has 8 exons.
AUGGCGCAGCCGGCGGGCCCCGUGGCCCGACACAGCGCGGUCAGCAGGGAGCGCUUUCGGCAGGACAUUUACCCGCUGAGAAAGCCAGCAGUGCUGAAAGGAAUAGACUUGGGCACUUGCACAACCAAAUGGACACUGGAUUACCUCAGCCAAACAGCAGGCACUAAAGAAGUAAAGAUUCAUGUUUCCACAGUGCCACAGAUGGACUUCCUCAGUAAGAACUUUGUAUAUAGAACAUUGCCCUUUGAUGUGUUUGUACGGAGAGCAGCUGAAGUCAAACAUAACAAGUACUUUAUAUCUGAGGAUGAGAAAUACUACUUGCGAUCACUGGGUGAAGACCCACGAAAGGAUAUUGCAGAUAUCAGAAAGCAGUUUCCUUCAUUAGCAGAAGAUAUUCAGAUCCCAGAAUAUUUUGAAAAGGAACAGUUCUUCUCCAGUGUCUUCCGCAUCAGCUCAGCAGGACUGCAACUCUGGACACACUAUGAUAUAAUGGAUAACUUCUUAAUCCAGAUAACCGGGAAAAAAAGAGUUAUACUGUACAAUCCUCGAGAUGCACCAUAUUUGUAUUUAGCAGGCACUAAAUCAGAGGUCCUAAAUGUGGAUAACCCAGACCUGGAGAAAUAUCCCCUUUUUAUGAAAGCCAGGCGCUAUGAAUGUUCUCUUGAAGCAGGCGAUGUGUUGUUCAUUCCAGCUUUAUGGUUCCAUAAUGUAAUUUCUGAAGAAUUUGGAGUGGGAGUGAAUGUCUUUUGGAAGCAUCUUCCUUCUGAGUGCUAUGAUAAAACAGACACUUAUGGAAACAAAGAUCCUACAGCUGCUUCCAGAGCUGUGCAGAUUUUGGACAGGGCUUUGAAAACACUGGAGGAACUGCCUGAGGAAUAUAGGGAUUUUUAUGCCCGGAGAAUGGUUUUACGCAUCCAAGAAAAAGCCUAUAGCACUAACUAUGAAUAAACAGUCAACAAGUCAACCAAACUCCUCUGAAAGUAGGGAGAAGUACAGAUAUGGAUACUGUACCUGAAGACACUUUGAGAAGACUUUAAUAAAAACA